Molecule: messenger RNA, 2160 nt
Organism: Oppia nitens
Lineage: Eukaryota; Metazoa; Arthropoda; Arachnida; Sarcoptiformes; Oppiidae
Gene: Dbp73D
Product: ATP-dependent RNA helicase DDX51-like
Exons: 1
Coding region: 133-2121 (662 amino acids)
Cellular component (GO): nucleus
Molecular function (GO): nucleic acid binding; ATP binding
Source: RefSeq, a predicted model, not a curated record
ACAUGUUUUGAGAUUUAAAAUACUUUUUUUUUUUAAUUGAAACGUGUUUUCCAUUGAAUACUGUAAUUGAUAUCACAAUCAGUCAACUGUUUGGAUGACAUUGUCUUUUGAAUUAAAAAAAAAACAAAACAAAUGGAUUGCUUUGACUUGUUAUCGAUUCCCAGAUUUAUGGGAACAGAUGGUGAUAAUCCUGAAGAAGACAAUGGACACCGAAAAGACUCAGACAAAAGUGAUUUAAUUAAAAAACUGAUCAAACGAUCAAAAAAACGAAAACGGAUAAGACUUGAAUCACAAUCCAGUGAUAAACUAAAUACUUCUGCAAAUGAUUGCCAUUUGGAUCAGACUAGUGAUGAUAUUGUUGUUACUGAAGACCUGAAUAAUCGCGAUGUUGGCAGUGAUAGUGUAAUUGAUGACAAUGUUGUUAAUGGUAGUGAUGUGAUAGAUGAGAGUAGUGGUAAUGAAGAUAAAAAUAUCGGUGAUAGUGAAGAAACAGACCAAUUGGUCGAUACGGAUAGCUUUCCAGUGAUCGGUAAAGUCAAGAAAGAAAAGAUUAUCAAAUUGACGACAAUUGCCGACAAAUGGCUGACACAGCCUAUUAUUUUUGACAGAGAUAUCAGCAAAAGUAAAAGUUUGGAUAACUUUCCGGACAUAAUUGAUCCGUCAAUAAAAUCACUUUUAACGGCCAAUAAAAUCGACCGAUUAUUUCCAGUUCAACAACAAGUUAUACCCUAUUUGUCAAAAAGUUUUAAUAAUUCCCAUAUUAUUCGUCCCAACGAUGUUUGUGUCUGUUCACCGACCGGUUCGGGAAAGACGUUGGCAUUUGUUUUACCAAUUGUUGACUAUCUUCGCAAAAGAGUUGUCACUAAUAUUAGAGUUUUAGUGGUUCUUCCCGUCAGAGACUUAGCCAUUCAAGUGUUUCAAGUGUUCCAAACUUAUUGUCAAAAGACAUCACUUAAAGUUGGUUUAGCCAUUGGCCACAAAUCGUUUGCUGACGAAUGCGAUUCUAUUAUCAGAAAGAGUAUUACUGGUAAUAGAUAUUAUAGUUUGGUUGACAUAUUGGUGGCCACACCAGGAAAGUUAGUCGACUUAAUUCAAAGAGCAGAAGGAUUUAGUUUAAAAAAUUUAGAGAUUUUAGUUUUGGAUGAAUCAGACAGAAUGGUCGGAGAGUUUGAGUUUAAUUGGUUACAAGAAAUAGAAAUGGCUGUCUUUGGCAAUAAUCGCAGACAUCACUGUAUUUGUACUAUUGAUCACCAUAGCGAAGACCAAUCCAUUUCCAGAUAUAAUAUCUCAAAUGAGUGCUGUUGUUGUCAGACAUCCAUUAAUUGUAAACCGAUUCAUAAAAUACUAUUUUCGGCCACAUUGUCAACAGAUCCGGAAAAAUUAAAGUUUAUAUCUUUAUUUCAACCGAUUUUGUUUAUGGCUUCAAUUGAGUCGACUGACAGUAUAACGUCUAAUAAUAUUAAAUUAAUUACUAAAACAAGUCAUUUGAUUCCUAAAGAACUAAAUGAACAGAUGAUUAUCAUCGAAGAAGACAAAAAACCAUUAAUUGUAUUAUAUUUAAUGGAAGUUUUGAAAUAUAAAAAAGUAUUGUGUUUUACUGGAUCUGUUGAGAACAGUCAUCGACUUUUUUCGUUAUUAAAAGAAAUGUCAGGUCUAGUGAUUACUGAAUUUUCAUCCAAACUGUGGGCUAAAAAACGUGAAAGAGUUUUGCAACGAUUUGUUAGUGAAAAAAUAGAUUUAAUAAUCUGUACGGAUAUAUUUGCCCGAGGAUUGGACAUCGAUGGCAUCAAUUGUGUCAUCUGUUACGACCCGCCACGCAAUGAUACGCAAUAUAUUCAUCGUAUCGGACGAACGGCCAGAGCGGGAAAUACGGGAACUGCUAUAACAUUGCUGACACCCAAUCAAUUGGGACACUUCACUAUAAUAUCGCGAAGAGUUCAUAAAAAUGGUGAAAAUACCGGUAAAGACAAAAACGAGUUAAAUAUCAACAAAAUUAAUAUCAAAGACUCGGAGUUAAAGCCAUUUAUGACUAAAUACGAGAAAGCGUUGAAAAAGUUAUCGAUUUAUAUUAAAAAAGGCGAGAAAAAGAAAAUGAUUUUAAAACGAAGUUUUAAACAUUAAAUUUUAAGAAAAUAAAGAGAAAGUAUAUAUAUUUUAUUA